Molecule: messenger RNA, 1503 nt
Organism: Closterium sp. NIES-65
Lineage: Eukaryota; Viridiplantae; Streptophyta; Zygnematophyceae; Desmidiales; Closteriaceae
Source: the annotation of a GenBank genome assembly
AUGAGGCGGUACUUAGUGGAAAUGACGCCAGUGGAACCGUUAGCAGAGAACCGCACGCGGAGAGUGGACCCGUUGCAGCAUUUCCAGUACUACGAGGGCGGGUGGGACCCCAGCAGCAAGGACUACUGGGCGUCCGUGGCAUGGGCAGGGAUCUACGGCCUCGUCGUGGGGGCGGCAUGGGUCGUACUCGGUAUAAGCAUCCUCGCUUUCGCGCUCUGCGCGUGCCUCUUCUGCCGCAAGCGGUGGAAGGCCCGUCUGGACGGCGACCAGCCUCAAUACACGCCCUUCCAGAUCCGCGUGCCACUUGCCGCACUGCUAUUGGCUGCAGUCGUCAUCCUCUGCCCGCGUCCCCUGCUCGCUCCCUGUGUCAUCCAGGGUGGGGACGGUGCUGUUGGUGGCGGGGGGGACGCUAUUUCACGGCUCAGCACCUAUCACAGCACCACGCAGUUCACCUAUCACAGCACCUAUCACAGCACCACGCAGUUCACCUAUCACAGCACCACGCAGUUCACCUAUCACAGCACCACGCAGGUGGGCUUCGCACUGCUAGUGGCGGGAGGCGUGUUAUUCCACAGCACCUAUCUCAGCGCCACGCAAUUCACCCUCGCCACCACACAAGCCCUCGUGGGGGCCACUCACAACCUCUCAGCCGCACUGCAAUGCUCUGCCAAUACCACGCUCUUUGAUGCUGUGAUUCCCAGUAAGGCCAUACUAUUCUCACUUGUCUGUUCCAAGUUACAUGUCUGUUCCACUCACAACCUCUCUCUCGCCCUGCAACGCUCUGCCAACACCACCCUCUUUGAUGCCGUGAUUCCCCGUAUGUUGCCACGCUCCCUUGCCCCCACUCUCCCUAACCCCACUCUCCCUUGCCCCUUGCCCCCACUCUCCCUUGCCCCUUGCCCCCACUCUCCCUUGCCCCUUGCCCCCACUCUCCCUUGCCCCUUGCCCCCACUCUCCCUUGCCCCUUGCCCCCACUCUCCCUUGCCCCUUGCCCCCACUCUCCCUUACCCCUUGCCCCCACUCUCCCUUGCCCCUUGCCCCCACUCUCCCUUAACCCCACUUUCCCUUGCCCCCACUGCACUUUCCUCCCACUCCCCAUUCCUCCAAUUCUCUUUCCUCCCACUCUCCUUUCCUUCAACUCUCUUUUCUCUCUCACAUGUCUGUUCCACUCACAACCUCUCUCUCUCUCUCUCUCUCUCUCUCUCUCUCUCUCUCUCUCUCUCUCUCUCUCUCUCUCUCUCUCUCUCUCUCUCUCUCUCUCUCUCUCUCUCGCUGCAACGCCCUGCCAACACCUGCCAACGCCGCCACACAGCAGGCGCCGCCACACAGCAGGCGGUGCUGCAGGGAGCAGCGCACGCAGAGAGCAUGGCAGAUGACAUUCAAGCACGCAUUGUGAACAGCAUUGAGCGGCUGGACGGCUACGUGAAGAUCGUGUGCGUUGGUUGGUCUAGGGAUGGGUGCAUGCGCGGUGGGAUGGGAUGGGAUGAGGUGCAAGAUCGAUGA